Messenger RNA from Coregonus sp. 'balchen', 3604 nucleotides. NCBI's taxonomy places the organism in Eukaryota, Metazoa, Chordata, Actinopteri, Salmoniformes, Salmonidae. The record is from the annotation of a GenBank genome assembly.
AUGUCCAUAUUUACACCAACAAACCAGAUCCGACUCACAAAUGUGGCGGUGGUGAGGAUGAAAAAGGGAGGAAAACGAUUUGAAAUCGCCUGCUACAAAAAUAAAGUGAUGAGCUGGAGAUCUGGAGCGUGAGUAUUUAAGGAAUUUAGCUGAUAGCUAGCUAGCAGCAAGAAGCUAGCUAGCUAAAUCUAUCUGUUUGAUACCCACCGAGGCAUAUAGCAAACACUACCAUUAUGUCAGACAAAUGAUAGUAUGUUUUCAUCUUUGAUGUAUUUCUAAUUAGCUCCGAAUGUAACUAAAUAAUGUUUAAACAAUAUGUGCUGUUUCGGAGGAGCAAGUCAUGACCUAUCACUGGCCUUGUAUCGUGCAUCAUAUUCUUACCCAGGGCCGAGAGGCUGUGGAAUAAUGGGGAUUUGAGGAACAGUCUAGGUGCCAUGUGUUUUGCAUCACUGAUUCUUUGGACUUUGAAGCACCUACACCUGGCAUCUUUUGAAUAAAAAAAUGGGACCUCCCUCAGAACCAAAUCCAGUAGCUGGUCAGAGUUCACACAAUAUUUGGUUUUAGGUUGUAGAGAUUAGCCUUACAAUCACUAUAGGUAUUGAAAGCAUCAUCUAGCACAGUGCUUCUAUUUUUGCCCUAGCACUAUUCACCUGAUUCCACUAACCAACUCAUCGUCAAACCUUUGAUUAGUGGAAUCAGGUGUGUAGUGCUAGGGCAAAAAAAUUGCACCCCUUUGGAUCCCCAGGACCAGGAUUAAGAAACGGUGAUAGCAAAACCCCAUGUAAACGCUUAAUACAUUUCCAUACCAUUUCCAUUUGCCAAUUACACAGAGAGAAGGACCUGGAUGAAGUGUUGCAGACCAGCUCUGUUUUCAAUAAUGUUUCUAAGGGUCAGGUUGCCAAGAAAGAUGAUCUGUCAAAAGCCUUUGGAACAGAUGACCUGACCGAGAUAUGCAAACAAGUAAAUACAUUGACAAAUACAAACUAACACCAGUAACUAAUAUUAAACUCACAUUCAACAUUAUGUAUUGCUGUUAGAUUUGCCUAUUCUGUAUUGCUGUUAGAUUUGCCUAUUCUGUAUUUGUCUUUUCUUUGUCGGUCAGAUUUUAGCUAAAGGAGAACUCCAGGUUUCAGACAAGGAGAGGCAGAGCCAGUUGGAGACGAGUUUCAGAGACAUUGCGACCAUCGUGGCGGAGAAGUGUGUGAACCCAGAGACCAAGCGACCAUACACAGUCAACCUCAUAGAGAGGGCCAUGAAGGAUAUCCACUACUCUGUCAAGGCCAACAAGAGCACCAAGCAGCAGGUAUGGCUGGGACAUAGUGUUGUUGCUACAGUACACUCUGGAGCCUAGACAUUGUGGUAGAAAUAUUUGACUCAAAAGUAGUCAACUCAAAAAUAUCUCAAGAAACUGGAGCUUGUGAAUCCAAAAAUUAGACUUUAUUAUUAUGUAACAAAGCCGAGGUGCUCCAUGGAACAUCUACUCUCCUUGGCUCAAAGCUUUCCUUUUAUCCAAAUACAAAUGCAUAGUCAUCCUUACAUUGAAUAUACAGUUACUCCCCUUAGGGUAAAUUAUUAACUUAUUUCAUGGCCACACCACCCUUAUCUCUCAACGUCUAGAUGUCACAUGUUGUUUUCUCCAAAAAGGCUAUGUGAACUUUUCCAGAUGAGACCUCUUUCCCUUAUACAAGCAGUGGCAAGAUGUAGCCAUACAUUAUUCCCUUCAAAUGUGAGGAGUUUGAUCUCUCAUAUUAAACAUUCUUAACAUGUAUGUUGUUUAGCUAUAUAAACCAGGAUACUUACAUGGAUGGCUUUCAGUACAUACCAACUAAUGACAGUCUUUGUCAUGCUAAUGCCCCAUGAAUCUAACGGCUGUUUGUUUGUCCCUAGGCUCUGGAGGUGAUCAGGCAGCUGAAGGAUUCCAUAGAAAUCCAGAGGGCUCACAUGAGGCUAAGGCUGGUCCUGCCGGCCAAGGACGGCAAGAGGCUGAAGGAGAAACUCAAACCCCUCCUCAAGGUGGUGGAAAGUGAAGACUUUGACGACCAGCUGGAGAUGGUGAGAGACAGAUCCCUCUGGUCAACACUGUGGGGCUGUAAAGCACAUGUGUCAAACUAAUUCCACGAAGGGCCGAGUGUCUGCGGGUUUUCGCUCCUCCCUUGUACUUGAUUGAUUAAUUGAGGUCACUAAUUAGUAAAGAGCUCCCCUCACCUGGUUGUUUAGGUCUUAAUUGAAAGGAAAAACCAAAAAUCUGCAGACACUAGGCCCUUCACGGAAUGAGUUUGAUACCCCUGCUCUAAACUGAAAUGGUUAUAUCUUAUCUAGACAUGAUACCCAAACGAAUAUGUAAUACAUUGUAUAUGCUAUGAGUGGUAAAUAGUUCAAGUAAUGCAACAACAACAACUCUCUCCCUCCCCCUCUCUAUAUAUAUUUCUCUCCCCCUCCCUCCAUCCUCCAGGUGUGUCUGGUGGACCCAGGCUGCUUCAGGGAGAUAGAUGAGUUGAUCCGCUGUGAGACGAAAGGUAAAGGUUCCCUGGAGGUGCUCAGUCUGAAGGAUGUGGAAGAGGGAGACGAGAGGCUGGAAUAGCCUUCACACAGAGCCCUAUAGGACUACAUACAUACACUAUCUUGCCACACAAACUGCAAACCCAUAAUUAAAGAGACCGCUAUUUCUAAUACCAAUGGAGCCCUUCUUAUUUCCAGACUCUGUAUAUUUAAAUAUAUAUAUUUUCCUGCCCUAAAUACAACUACUGGAUGUAUAGUCUCUCGUGACUGCUGAUUUGUUUCUGGGUGCCGAGAUUACUGGAUUUAUAACCUCUUGCAAGUUGCAUGAUGCUUUAGCGCGGAGGUUGGUGGAAACCUGUGCUCAAAUAUUGAGAUGCUCUGUAUUUAUUUAGUUUACAAAACAAGUUUGAGUCUUGUCAGGUAUUGACCAGUUUUUCACUUCAUAUUAUGAGUUUUGACAAACACUGACAGAACAUUUUCAAUCAUUAUAUUGACCCAUUUCCGGCCGUGUCAUGAAAAGUUGCAUGCGCAUGAAAGGGGAUUGUUUACAUGGAAGUGGAUAGGACAACAUGUGAUGUUAAAUGCAGCUUGUGCAAGUUAACAAACGUGGAAUCCGAUGGUUAACAUCUACAACAUCGCAGAUGUCAUCGGAGGGUUGAUUUAUCUAGAAAAAUAUCACAAAUGGAGCUAGAUAGAUAAAGCCAGAAGAAUAAUAUACUUGUUGAACAUAGCUAUAGCCAUCAGUCUUGUGUUUUCAUGGUCAUCACUCACUGCUAAGUUUGUCAAGGUCCCGACAUCGGUGUAUAGCUAUCUGCCACAGGGCUUUUUGCUGCGAGCAUGCACGUGCACAACUCGAAUGUGACGUUUGCUUAUAAACAGAAAAUGGCUCUAUAUAAUUGAAUGAAGUAAUUUUUAUGAGUCAACUUCUACUCAAGUAAUUAAUAUGGUUUUGACCCUGCCUUUCAUUUUACCAAGUGUGCCAUUUCACCAUGUUUGAAAAGUCAUUUUAUUAUGAAUAGUUCAUUUAACCACUUAAUUUUUUGUUAUUUUUCAAAAUUAAAUGAGUCUUUCCUUAUAAACAAUUGCAAAUAAAAACGUAAUAAUC